GAAGCAUAGAUAAUCUUCCAGGAAGUAUGUUAAAAAUGUAACUUUGUGGUGUUGAUGUGACUACUACGUCAAGUUAUAAGUUUUGAGGUUAUGUAUUCAUGGUAAUUCAUUUAUCAUAGCCAGGCAUAUCGUAUCUGGUAUGGAGGAAGAUUUUAAAUAAUUGUACAACAAAUACAUUUUUUGUGAGUAGGAUUCAAAGUUCUCUGCGGCGAGUACGAAGACACUGAAGGGACAAUGUGGAGCAUACUGGAUUAUAUAUUCAAACGAAAGCCUGUGCCAACAAUACUUAAGCAAUAUAACUCCAUAAAUUACUACAAUGGGCCAGAAAUUGCAACUGCAGAAAUCCGUAAGCGGUUAUUGCAGUCCAGAGGUGGUUGUGUUGAUGUAGUAAAGAAUGAGGAUACAGGCAUUGCUACUUUGUGUCUUAAUAAUCCAGAAAGAAGAAAUGCCAUCAGUGGAAGCAUGAUGGUAGACUUGGCUGAUGCAGUUGAUAUGCUAGAAAGUUGGGACACAGGAAAAGGAUUAAUUAUAUAUGGACAUGGACAUACUUUCUGCUCAGGUGGUGACUUGAAUAUGGCUCGCAUGUUUUCUAAUCCAGAUGAUGGAUUCCUAAUGGCUGUAUUCAUGCAGAGGGUCUUGGGUCAGCUUGAAAAAUUACCACUUAUAUCAGUUGCUUUAAUUGAAGGAACAGGUGCACUGGGGGGCGGAUCAGAACUAGCAAUGGCAUGUGAUUUCCGGCUUUUGACAUCUGACACUGGAGGCAUUGGACAUGUUCAUAGUCGCAUGGGUAUAACACCAGCGUGGGGAGGAUGCACCAGGUUGGUUCGUACUAUUGGGUAUACAAAGGCACUCAAUCUAUUGACAACAGGAUGUAGAUUGUCGGGAGAAGAAGCUUUGCACAUUGGACUAGCUGACAGCAUCGUAGACACUAAAAAUGCUCUUACAGAGGCCUCAGAAUGGCUGAAAGUAAGAACUAAUUGUGAUGUGGCAGUGCUGAAAUCACUGAAGACCAUGGCACAUAAUGCCAAAGAAAUGAGUUAUCAGGAAUCCCUUGCUGAAGAGAAGAGACUAUUUGCUCCAUUAUGGGGUGGACCUGCAAAUCGUGCUGCUCUUACCCAAAACAUUAAACAUAAAUAGUAAGGAUAAAUUACUAUGAUAGUCAUUAUGAAAUUGUGAUAUUUUUAUUCAAAGACCAUUUUCUAGACACAACAUUUGGUAUAAACUUUAUGACAUCAGAGACAACUCCAUUCUUGUACACUCUAAUUUAGUCAGCAAUAACAAUGUGGCACAUGUACAAAUUUGUUUUGUCCACAAUUAUAGGUUAAAGACUUGAAGAAAAGUGAGAAUCAUAAACACUCCCCAAGAACCUUGUAUUAAUUCAUCAUGUUUUUCAUAAUAUGAUUGAUGCAUUGCAUGGUUUAUGUGGGAAGUUAGCUCCUCAGUUGAAUUGUUUUACUUGUGUUAACAUAUAAAUCCAUAAACAAGAAACAGUGUCAAUUAAAAAUUUUGAAAAUAAACUGGGAUACAGAAUU
Zootermopsis nevadensis is the source of this 1532-nucleotide messenger RNA. RefSeq names its product ethylmalonyl-CoA decarboxylase. The record is from RefSeq and is a predicted model, not a curated record. Gene Ontology annotation, cellular component: cytosol. Lineage: Eukaryota; Metazoa; Arthropoda; Insecta; Blattodea; Termopsidae. Gene Ontology annotation, biological process: fatty acid beta-oxidation.